Messenger RNA from Gigantopelta aegis, 285 nucleotides. RefSeq lists its product as uncharacterized. Bases 1 to 285 code for a protein of 94 amino acids. NCBI's taxonomy places the organism in Eukaryota, Metazoa, Mollusca, Gastropoda, Neomphalida, Peltospiridae. The record is from RefSeq and is a predicted model, not a curated record. The transcript is spliced from 2 exons.
AUGAGUAAUUCAAAGAAGUGCAUUUGCUGCCAAGAAAUUAUGAAAAUGAAUGAGAAAAUGGAAGCUGAGAUACCUGAACUCCUAUGUAUUACUGACCUUCCAAGAUUUCAUGCUGUUUGCUUGAAUGUGUGGACAUUACAAACUGCACAUUACAGGUACAUAGCAUAUCGCCAGUUGACCAGAUGGGUUAUGGGAUGGCUAGGCAGACAUAUUAGAGUGGUAUUACUUGCUUGUGCAGUUAACAAAAUAGGAGAAACACUCCCUCUGCAAACUAUGUUGAUUUAA